AUGCAAUUUGUAGUUGACUUGGGCGACAAUUUCCGGGGUCGACCUUUCAUAACGGCCGUAAAAAGCUCGCCGGUCGAGGCGGCUGAGGAGCUAAACUGUAACGAUUUCUCGGCAAAAUGCCGCUGGCGAACGGUCGGCCAUGCUUCGGAGAUGUGGCAAGUAGCUGAUGAGUCACCAAGUAGCGAUUUGAUGUUCAAUGCAACCGGCGCUCUUCCGGUUCCUGAAGCACCUUUUCUGUUCAUGUAUAUCGAGCAGAAUCGAUUUGGGCCAUUCAAUGUUUUGCAGUCCGAUCCAAUUGGUUGCCAAACUGAAAAUCCGUCCAAAAUCACCUUCAGAUUUUGGACAACUCGUGAUGUGGUUCUGGAAGUAUGCGCCCGGGAUCAUUUGCUGAAUGUAUUAGAAUGCCAUCCGGUCACAAUGGACUUGUCACCAGCUCCUUUUAGCAUCAAAUUCAGCAAGCUACCAACAUUUACAGUAACUUUUAAAUUUAUCCACUGA
Molecule: messenger RNA, 498 nt
Organism: Gongylonema pulchrum
Lineage: Eukaryota; Metazoa; Nematoda; Chromadorea; Rhabditida; Gongylonematidae
Source: the annotation of a GenBank genome assembly